Messenger RNA from Oppiella nova, 821 nucleotides. The record is from the annotation of a GenBank genome assembly. Lineage: Eukaryota; Metazoa; Arthropoda; Arachnida; Sarcoptiformes; Oppiidae.
AUGAUUUUUGGUCGAGUAUGCGAUGAGUGGGCGGCGCCCGUCGAUCCCGACCCCCUCGACAGGGACGGGGCCGGGGAUGAGUUGGUCGGGGAUGCCUGGGCUCGGUUUGACGACCUCGUGGGCGACGAAUGGGAGUGGGAGGAGGGCUGCGAUUGGCUCGUGUGGGGCGAUGUAGCCCUGGUAUGGGUGGUGGCCGACGAGGAGGAGGAGGAAGAGUGCCCGCUGGCCGUCGAUCUCAUGCUGGAUGGGGACAGGGGUGGGGUUUGGGUGGCGUUGGCGAACCGUUGGACAGCCUCCGACACGUAUAACGUGGACGAGGCGUUCCGGUCGAUAGCCGAGGAGAUCUACGAUAAGGUGGAGUCCGGGGUGUUUGAGGUGGAGGAGGGCUGGGAUGGCAUCAAAAAGGGCGGUACUAUCGACGCGAACGGCAUCAAUGUAGGCGCCGAUGAAGCGAAUAAUAAUCGCGGUCUCGAUAGGUCCGGGGUAUCGGACAGCGGGUCCAGUAAUUGUUGCUUUUAUUGACCACAAACUCACGGCUGAUAUAUAGAGUAUUGAAUUGAGUUUUGUUUGUUUGUGGGGUAUAUAUAAACUGUAUAUUUAAUGACACACACAAUACAAAUGCUUUUAAAAUUGUGUAUUUUGAAUGGCAUUUAAGAGCUGUCCGUAAAUCGCUAGUCAUAUGAGAGAAACUGCUGUUUAUUUUAAAAGUGAAGUUUUAAACUUAAUUUUUAUAUUAGUUUUUUAAACGCAUAAAGAUUUUUAUUUUGUUUUUCAGACAAAUUGACUGCAAUUUAAAUUAUUACUUGUAUUGAGUGUAAACC